Elephantulus edwardii (Cape elephant shrew) is the source of this 504-nucleotide messenger RNA. Its product is annotated as SCP2 sterol-binding domain-containing protein 1-like. Lineage: Eukaryota; Metazoa; Chordata; Mammalia; Macroscelidea; Macroscelididae. Bases 1 to 504 code for a protein of 167 amino acids. Gene Ontology annotation, cellular component: cytosol. The record is from RefSeq and is a predicted model, not a curated record. The transcript has a single exon.
AUGUGGAAGAGAACUGACCAUUCACCAAAGAUCAAAGCAGCAGACAGAUCUCAAGCAGGCCAUUUCAAGACGGUGGGUUCAGCUCAGGAAUCAGCUGAAACACAUUCUCUGCAUCUGCAAGACUCCCAGAGCUUCCUGGUGUUUGAAGACUUUUGCCGUUACAUCAAAGAGGUGGGAGUCCAGCUGGUGAAGAAAGUCAAUGCCAUCUUUCAACUGGACAUCACCAAGGAUGGGAAGACUAUCCAGCAGUGGACUGUUGAUUUGAAGAAUGGUCCUGGAGACGUGUACCCAGGAUCAGCCAGGCUCCCUGCAGACACUGUCUUCACGAUUCCAGAGGCCAUCUUUAUGGAGUUGGUUUUGGGCAAAAUGAAUCCACAGAAGGCUUUCCUUGCUGGCAAAUUCAAAGUGAGUGGCAAAGUUCUACUUGGUCAGAAGUUGGAGAGAGUUUUUAAAGAUUGGGCUAAAACCACCAAAAGACUUCUCCCCAACUAUAAUUACAAGUGA